AUGACGGUUUCAUACACCCUCAAAGUAGCGGAGGCCCGCUUCGGAGGCUUCUCUGGCCUGCUUCUCCGCUGGAGGGGAAGCAUCUACAAGCUCCUCUACAAGGAGUUCCUCCUAUUCAUCGCCCUGUAUGCUCUGCUCAGCAUCACCUACCGGCUGUUGCUGACCCAGGAACAGAGGCAUGUGUAUGCUCAGGUGGCCCGAUACUGCAACCGCUCUGCAGACCUCAUCCCCUUGUCCUUUGUACUAGGUUUCUACGUGACCUUGGUGGUGAACCGCUGGUGGGCCCAGUACACAAGCAUCCCACUGCCGGACCAGCUGAUGUGCGUCAUCUCGGCCAGCGUGCACGGCGUGGACCAGCGCGGCCGCCUGCUGCGCCGCACCCUCAUCCGCUACGCCAACCUGGCGUCGGUACUGGUGCUGCGCUCGGUCAGCACCCGCGUGCUCAAGCGCUUCCCCACCAUGGAGCACGUGGUGGACGCAGGUGCCGCGCUGGGGGAGCCCUGGAGCGGGCGGGACCGGACCUGCCUCGCGGGCCUCCUGGGAGGGGAAGUUUUACCACUAGGGGGAGCUCCAAGGCGGUGA
This is a messenger RNA of Lipotes vexillifer (Yangtze River dolphin), 582 nucleotides long. Its product is annotated as bestrophin-4-like. Gene Ontology annotation, molecular function: chloride channel activity. The coding region runs from base 1 to 582 and encodes 193 amino acids. The record is from RefSeq and is a predicted model, not a curated record. The transcript has 3 exons. NCBI's taxonomy places the organism in Eukaryota, Metazoa, Chordata, Mammalia, Artiodactyla, Lipotidae.